AUGCGACUACGGACCUGUCUUUCUAUCCUCACAGCAUGUGUGCUGCCUGGUCACGCGCGAUUCGAUGCGUCGACGGUGGCAUGGUACACCUCGCCGGCCACCAAUUUCACCACCACGCUACCGAUCGGAAAUGGCCGGCUGGGCGCCGCAAUCUGGGGCACUGCCAUUGAGAAUGUCACCCUGAAUGAGGAUUCCAUCUGGAAUGGUUCGUUCGUCAACCGAGUUAACCCCAAGUCUUACGGCGCAUUGGCUCCGGUCCGCUCGAUGUUGGCCAGCGGCAACAUCACCACCGCCGGCGAGGUCACGCUGGAAGACAUGGCAGGCAUACCUGCGCUGCCGCAGUCGUAUAGUCCCUUGGGCGCGCUACGGUUGGAUUUCGGACAUGCCAGGUCGGCUAUCCGCAAUUAUACCCGGUCGCUCGAUCUGCGCACUGGCAAUGCGGUGGUGGAUUAUGACUACCAGGGUGUUACCUUCAGACGAGAAUACGUCGCGAGCUACCCGGACGAUGUAAUCGCUAUUCGUCUCUCGACCAGCAAGGCUGGUAGCCUGAACGUGGUUUGUUCGCUGGAACGCGCCCUAUUCGUGGUUGAGAAGACUGCGUCGGCCACUGAGGGCGUUGGAACCUUGGUCCUCAAGGCUAAUUCAAUUGCCGAUCAAGACGGCCCUAUUCGCUUCUCUUCCCAGGCGCGGAUUAUGUCCAAUGGAGGGCGGAUUGGAACCAAUGGAACUUCCAUCGUCGUGCGUGGCGCUUCCACUGUGGACAUCGUCUUUGAUGCCGAAACCUCCUACAGAUACGAGUCUGAGCGCAAUCGCGACGCUGAGCUCGAACAGAAGCUGCAGUCUGCAGUCAAGUCAGGAUUUGCAGUCGUCAAGAAGAAUGCCGUUUCCGACUAUGCUGCACUAUCGGAGCGAGUUGAUUUGGAUCUGGGAUCCUCCGGCAUGACUGGGAGAUUACCAACGGACACUCGUCUGCUAAACUACCAGCAUAGUCCGGACAGUGACCCCGAGCUGGCGACGCUGAUGUUUCACUUCGGUCGGCAUUGCUUGAUCACCUCGUCCCGCGCAAAAUCAUCCCCAGGUCUGCCGGCCAAUCUGCAAGGUCUCUGGAAUCAGGACUAUGAUCCGGCGUGGGGCGGCCGCUUCACCCUCGACAUUAAUCUAGAGAUGAAUUACUGGCCAGCUCAAGUAACUAAUUUGGCGGAGACGUUCACGCCGUUCAUCGACUUGAUGGACAUCAUCAAGCCCCGUGGUCAAGACGUGGCGCGAAGCAUGUACCACUGCGACAAUGAAGGGUACGUGCUACACCACAACACCGAUCUCUGGGGCGAUGCAGCACCCGUUGAUAAUGGGACAACCUGGACUAUGUGGCCCAUGGGCGGAGCAUGGCUAUCGGCGAAUCUGAUGGAGCACUACCGAUUCACUCAGGACGAGACCGUCCUCCGAGAACGCAUCUGGCCGUUACUGCAAAGUGCAGCCCAAUUCUACUACUGCUAUCUCUUUCCGUUCGAGGGUUAUUACAGUACUGGCCCCUCGAUCUCCCCGGAGGCGGCUUUUAUUGUCCCGGAUACCAUGUUCAAAGCCGGGAGUGCGGAGGGCAUCGAUAUCGCACCCACCAUGGACAAUUCUCUCCUUCAUGAGCUCUUCCAGUCGGUGAUUGAGACUUGCAACACGCUUGGAAUUACUGGGUCAGAUCUGCACACAGCCAAGAAAUACCUUGCCAAGAUCAAGCCUCCUCAGAUCGGGUCAGCCGGUCGGAUCUUGGAAUGGAGACUAGACUAUCAGGAACAGGAUCCCGGCCACCGCCACAUGAGUCCAAUCGUAGGGCUAUAUCCGGGCUCCCAGCUGGCGCCUCUCGUCAACCAGACUCUCGCGAAAGCGGCCAAGGCGUUCCUGGACUACCGGAUCGAUAGUGGAAGCGGCAGCACCGGCUGGUCGCGCACCUGGACGAUGAAUCUGUAUGCACGACUGUUCGAUGGCGAUGCUGUUUGGAACCACACCCAGAUCUACCUCAAGAAGUUCCCAAGCCCCAAUCUCUGGAACACGGACUCGGGCCCGGAUACUGUGUUUCAGAUUGAUGGGAACUUUGCGUUCACAUCCGGCAUUGCGGAGAUGCUCCUCCAGAGUCAUGAGGUCGUGCAUCUCUUACCGGCUUUGCCUUCUGCCGUUCCAGCGGGCUCUGUAUCGGGCUUGGUCGCUCGGGGAAACUUUAUGGUGGAUAUGCAAUGGUCGGGUGGGGUGCUGCAGCAGGCGACUAUCACUUCUCGGAGUGGUAAACCGUUAGCCAUUCGUGUGCAGGAUGGAAGGCAGUUUCUCGUGGAUGGUGGGGCGUAUUUGGGGCCGAUUCAUACACGGAAGGGAGAGAAGUAUACUAUCACUCUAUCAAACUCUCGGAGAUGAACUCUGUAUCUAUUAGUCUCUGCCAUAUGUGUAUAUAUGGGGAAAGAAGGAUGGACUCAGUCGGGUAGAGGCCACCAACCUUCAACUUUCGCUCUAUACGUAAC
Aspergillus homomorphus CBS 101889 is the source of this 2501-nucleotide messenger RNA. RefSeq names its product glycoside hydrolase family 95 protein. The transcript is spliced from 3 exons. The record is from RefSeq and is a predicted model, not a curated record. The coding region runs from base 1 to 2397 and encodes 798 amino acids. Gene Ontology annotation, molecular function: alpha-L-fucosidase activity. Lineage: Eukaryota; Fungi; Ascomycota; Eurotiomycetes; Eurotiales; Aspergillaceae. Gene Ontology annotation, biological process: carbohydrate metabolic process.